CUGUAAGUUACUUCAAAAAAGUUCCCCAGAUCUACCAACAUGCAGAUCUUCGUUAAGACCUUAACAGGGAAAACUAUUACUCUUGAAGUUGAAGCUUCUGACACAAUAGAGAAUGUGAAAGCUAAGAUCCAAGACAAAGAAGGUAUUCCUCCAGACCAGCAGCGUUUGAUCUUUGCUGGCAAACAGCUAGAAGAUGGAAGAACUCUUUCAGAUUAUAACAUUCAGAAAGAGUCCACGCUCCAUUUAGUAUUGAGACUUCGCGGAGGAAUGCAGAUCUUUGUAAAAACACUUACUGGAAAAACCAUUACCUUGGAAGUUGAAGCAUCUGACACAAUAGAGAAUGUUAAGGCUAAAAUUCAGGACAAAGAGGGUAUUCCUCCAGACCAGCAGCGUUUGAUCUUUGCUGGCAAACAACUAGAAGAUGGAAGAACUCUUUCAGAUUAUAACAUUCAGAAAGAGUCCACGCUCCAUUUAGUAUUGAGACUUCGCGGAGGAAUGCAGAUCUUUGUCAAAACACUUACUGGUAAAACCAUUACCUUGGAAGUAGAAGCUUCUGACACAAUAGAGAAUGUGAAGGCUAAGAUCCAAGACAAAGAGGGUAUUCCUCCAGACCAGCAGCGUUUGAUCUUUGCUGGCAAACAACUAGAAGAUGGAAGAACUCUUUCAGAUUAUAACAUUCAGAAAGAGUCCACGCUCCAUUUAGUAUUGAGACUUCGCGGAGGAAUGCAGAUCUUUGUCAAAACACUUACUGGUAAAACCAUUACCUUGGAAGUAGAAGCUUCUGACACAAUAGAGAAUGUGAAGGCUAAGAUCCAAGACAAAGAGGGUAUUCCUCCAGACCAGCAGCGUUUGAUCUUUGCUGGCAAACAACUAGAAGAUGGAAGAACUCUUUCAGAUUAUAACAUCCAGAAAGAGUCCACGCUCCAUUUAGUAUUGAGACUUCGCGGAGGAAUGCAGAUCUUUGUCAAAACACUUACUGGUAAAACCAUUACCUUGGAAGUAGAAGCUUCUGACACAAUAGAGAAUGUGAAGGCUAAGAUCCAAGACAAAGAGGGUAUUCCUCCAGACCAGCAGCGUUUGAUCUUUGCUGGCAAACAACUAGAAGAUGGAAGAACUCUUUCAGAUUAUAACAUCCAGAAAGAGUCCACACUCCAUUUAGUAUUGAGACUUCGUGGAGGAAGCCAUUUAGUGUUGAGACUCCGCGGAGGAAUGCAGAUCUUUGUAAAAACACUUACUGGAAAAACCAUCACCUUGGAAGUUGAAGCAUCUGACACAAUAGAGAAUGUUAAGGCUAAAAUUCAGGACAAAGAGGGUAUUCCUCCAGACCAGCAGCGUUUGAUCUUUGCUGGCAAACAGCUAGAAGAUGGAAGAACUCUUUCAGAUUAUAACAUCCAGAAAGAGUCCACACUCCAUUUAGUAUUGAGACUUCGUGGAGGAAGUUCCAAGCUAUUUUAAGAGUACAAUCUAUCGGAAAUGUUUAGUAAAAUUGGUAGUAUUGAUAGAGUUAUUUUACUUUACUUUUUUUAUGCUUAUUUCAUAUUUAGCACUGCUUCUAUAAACUUAUUAAUGUGUAAUAUCAAAAAGGACAAAUUGUAACUAUGCAAUUGCAUACGUAUAUUUACACAUUCUUGUAAUGCAAUUUUGUUCAUUAAAUAUUUACUAAUAUAUUUCUGGUAUAGAGA
This is a messenger RNA of Bombus impatiens (common eastern bumble bee), 1682 nucleotides long. Its product is annotated as polyubiquitin. The record is from RefSeq and is a predicted model, not a curated record. The coding region runs from base 40 to 1455 and encodes 471 amino acids. Gene Ontology annotation, biological process: protein ubiquitination; modification-dependent protein catabolic process. Gene Ontology annotation, molecular function: ubiquitin protein ligase binding; protein tag activity. The transcript has 2 exons. NCBI's taxonomy places the organism in Eukaryota, Metazoa, Arthropoda, Insecta, Hymenoptera, Apidae. Gene Ontology annotation, cellular component: cytoplasm; nucleus.